CUAUAUAUAUGCUUGCUUGGCUAAUAAAUAAGGAAGCAUCCCAGAACUUAACAAUAUUGGCAUCCAUAGCCACAACAGCAAUGGGAGCAUCCUCGAGUUGCUGCGCUCCCCACAAGGUUGAAGAAGGAGCGAUCAUCAAUGGAGGCAACAGUUCUUGGAGAAUAUUCACAUACAAGGAGUUGCAUGCAGCUACUAAUGCAUUCAGUGAGAAUAAUAAGCUUGGUGAAGGAGGCUUUGGAAGUGUCUACUGGGGAAAAACCUCCGAUGGCCUUCAGAUAGCAGUGAAGAAACUGAAAUCAAUGAACUCAAAAGCAGAGAUGGAAUUUGCAGUGGAGGUUGAAGUUCUUGGAAGGGUGCAACACAAGAACUUGUUGGGUCUCAGGGGCUAUUGUGCUGAUGCUGAACAAAGGCUCAUUGUGUAUGAUUACAUGCCAAAUCUAAGCUUGCUUUCUCAUCUCCAUGGCCAGUUUGCUGACAAAAGGCUCUUAGAUUGGAAGAGAAGAAUGAAAAUCGCCAUUGGCUCUGCUGAAGGCCUUCUGUAUUUGCAUCAUCAGGUUACCCCCCACAUUAUUCACAGAGACAUAAAGGCAAGUAACGUGCUGUUGGAUGCAAAUUUUGAGCCACUGGUUGCUGAUUUCGGGUUCGCAAAGCUGAUUCCAGAGGGUGUAAGCCACAUGACUACCCGGGUUCGGGGCACAUUAGGAUACUUAGCACCAGAAUAUGCCAUGUGGGGAAAGGUUUCCGAGAGCUGUGAUGUUUACAGCUAUGGAGUUCUUCUACUGGAGCUCGUUACAGGAAGAAAGCCGAUAGAGAAGCUCCGGGGUGGCAUUAAGAGGACCAUAACCAAAUGGGCUGAGCCUCUGAUUGCCAAAGGGAAGUUCAUGGAUCUGGCUGAUCCGAGGCUCAGGGGGAACUUUGAUGAGAACCAGCUGAAACUAGCGAUCCACGUGGCUGCACUGUGCGUGCAAAGGGAACCAGAGACGAGGCCUAAGAUGAAAGAAGUGGUUGGACUUUUGAAAGGGUAUGAUCCAAGAGGCGGGGGAAUGCAGAUGAGAAUUGAGAGUAUAAGAUAUGAGGAAAACUUCAUGGCCUUGGAUCAGGCUAGUGAAGAUGAAGGUGCUGCUACUCCUUACGAAGAAAGCAGUGCCUAUGGGGUGUUUGGAGCCAUGGAUGUGCAGAGGGGGAAAAGGCCUUACAAGGGAUAUGGAGACAGAAAAAUGGUGUGAGAUAAAGAAGAGAGUGUUUGCUGUGUAUUUGGCGUGUUUAUAUGAAUGUAUUGCACCAUUGUUUCCAUGUAGUAGGAAACUCAGGUUUGAAGCAGAGUUUCUCACAUGAAUCAACUCAGAAAUAUUAAAACUGAAGAAAUAUGAACUUGAAAUAUUUAGAAUUUGAAUGAGUAUUCCAAACAUGCCUUAC
This is a messenger RNA of Diospyros lotus (date-plum), 1416 nucleotides long. Its product is annotated as PTI1-like tyrosine-protein kinase At3g15890. Lineage: Eukaryota; Viridiplantae; Streptophyta; Magnoliopsida; Ericales; Ebenaceae. Gene Ontology annotation, molecular function: protein kinase activity; ATP binding. The coding region runs from base 9 to 1226 and encodes 405 amino acids. Gene Ontology annotation, biological process: protein phosphorylation. The record is from RefSeq and is a predicted model, not a curated record. Gene Ontology annotation, cellular component: plasma membrane. The transcript has 4 exons.